AUGGGCUUAGGGAUUAGUUUUGCCAGACUAUGCUUUUUCAGGCUAUUCACAAACACUGCCGUCGAUUUUAUUCAGGCUGCCAUUCCGGUUCUGACAAAUUCAAGACCGCGGGUCUCCGACUGCAGGCAAAGCAAGGACGAGUCCUCGUCUGAACCCAAAGGCGGAGACCGUCGUCUCGCUGAUCAGAAGGUGGGUACUCGCCUGGCCAGACCGAACCAGGUCUCGACUUCCCAAACGAGCGGUCUCGAGGAAUUUUUCAAAUUUGAGGCUGCCAGUGCGGGAAGCGAGACAGCCGGUCUCGUGUCUCCUCCAAGUCGAGACAGGCGGUGCCUGACCAUCGGAGGCGACGGGCUCGACGUUAGGCUCAAGGCUACGAGACGGUGGUCUCGCCUAGCGAGACUGGCAGCCUCGCUUUCGCCUGAGUCGAGACAACAGUCCGGUUGCGUCGAGCCCGAGGCGUUCUUGCUUGCUGUCGCCGAGAUGCAAUACGAGACCAGGCUGAUGCGGAACCAUGAGCGAGCGGUCUCGAGAUGCCUACAAGU
Messenger RNA from Sphenostylis stenocarpa, 542 nucleotides. Lineage: Eukaryota; Viridiplantae; Streptophyta; Magnoliopsida; Fabales; Fabaceae. The record is from the annotation of a GenBank genome assembly.